Messenger RNA from Pleuronectes platessa (European plaice), 1124 nucleotides. Its product is annotated as glutathione S-transferase omega-1. Gene Ontology annotation, cellular component: cytoplasm. The record is from RefSeq and is a predicted model, not a curated record. Gene Ontology annotation, molecular function: glutathione dehydrogenase (ascorbate) activity; glutathione transferase activity. The coding region runs from base 158 to 877 and encodes 239 amino acids. The transcript is spliced from 6 exons. NCBI's taxonomy places the organism in Eukaryota, Metazoa, Chordata, Actinopteri, Pleuronectiformes, Pleuronectidae. Gene Ontology annotation, biological process: glutathione metabolic process.
CACACCGGAAGUAGAUGACAAAAUAAAAUAUUAGCCACAAGGAGCUAAAUCGCUGCGCAGUGCACGUUGUCUCCUCCGCUCACAGACUGUAUCCGUCCGCACAAAGACCGAGACCUUCACCACACUGACACCCACCACCCCCCCCUGGAGAUCAAACAUGUCCACUGAGAAGUGUUUUGCUAAAGGAAGCGCUGCACCUGGUCCAGUCCCUAAUGGAAGCAUCCGGCUUUACAACAUGAGAUUCUGCCCGUUUGCUCAGAGAGCAAAAUUAGUGCUGAAUGCCAAAGGAAUCAAACAUGAGACCAUCAACAUCAACCUGAAAGAUAAACCUGAGUGGUUCCUUGAGAAGAAUCCUCUUGGCCUGGUCCCAACACUGGAGACACCUGCUGGUGAGGUGAUAUACGAGUCUCCCAUCACCUGUGAUUACCUGGAUGAAGUUUACCCCGAGAAGAAGCUGCUUCCCUCCUCUGCUUUCGCUAAAGCUCAGCAGAAGAUGAUGCUGGAGCAUUUUUCCAAGGUUAUACCCUUCUUGCGCAAGAUCCCAGCAGGGAGGAAUAAUGGCGAGGAUGUCUCGGGACUGGAAGCUGAACUGAAAGAGAAGUUUAACCAAUUUAAUAAGGACCUGGUUGAGAGGAAGACCAAGUUCUUUGGCGGCGACACCAUCACAAUGAUCGACUACAUGAUGUGGCCAUUCUUUGAGAGGCUGGAGGUCUUUGAAUUACAGCACUGCCUUGGGGACGCACCUGAGCUGAAGAAGUGGACGGAGUGCAUGUCGGAGGACCCAGCUGUCAAAGCCACCAGGCACAGUGUGGACACCUACAAGGGCUUCUACAAGACUUACGUGGAGGGGAACCCCAACUACGACCAUGGCCUUUAAAGAAAUCACUGACCAAAACCUUAAAAACGUCCUUUUACAUUCAUGUUUAUUAUUGUGGAGUCAUAUGUGACUUUGUAAGCAAAAACAUGGCGAGUUUUCAGGGAUAAAUUUGAAGAGAGAAAUUUGUUCUCUUUUUAAAAAAUCGAAUCACUAUAAUGGGAAUGAGGUAUGAUUGUAUGACUCCAGAUGUUUUCAAUGACCAAUCUCACUAUCUGGCACUUUUCUUCUAAUAAAUUGAUCAAUGAUA